AUGUUUCAAAACUGCAAAAAACUAUUGCGCUUUGAAAAUUUCAUCUACGGAAAUGGCCCAUCGGGUAACUCAUCAUGUCCAUCAACACCGGCUAAGUGGUGUGUUAAUGAUUACGAUGGCUCAUCAUUCUGUAUUGAUAAUCCUGCAUUACUUCCGACUUGCAUUUUGGCCUUAUUAAUCGGUUUAUAUUGUUCGAAACGUAUCCAUUCAUUACCAGGCAAAUUUCCGACUCGAUACUACUAUCAAUUAACAUUUUUCCUCUACGGAAUUAUGAUGACAUCCGCUGGCAUAUUACAUUGCUUUUUAGACGACAAACAGAAACUAUCGACUAUUCUUCGAAGUACAAAUGGGAAUUCCAUGGAUUUUAUUCAAUUAGUUGUCACAGUAAUUGAUGUUGGAUUAACUUCAAAUAUUGCUGUUAGUUUCAUGUUCUGCGGUCUAUGCGAUAUCAAGCUUUUAAACCCUCAAUCGGCAGUCACCAGUUGUUUACUAUUCUUGUCGUAUCUGAUUGUCUUUCUCCUCUGGACUCUCGGUCUUAUUAAUCAAUGGAAUUGGAUUUUCAACGUUCUAUACCUUGGUAUUGUUGCCGUUUGCUGUUUUAUUUUUCUUCUGACGCAAUUAUGCUUGAAGAAAAAUCGUCGUGCUCUACCAGCACUUUUCGUUGGAGGAUUAUAUGGUGCAAUUGGUUUACUCGCCACAACUUAUGGCGCAGAACACAUAUGUACAUCUGAAGGUCCAUUUUGGUCGCAAUAUUUUGGUCCUGAAUUCAUCUGGUUUCUCUUUUCGGAUAUCAGUGUGGCAUUUGUUUUUAUUUAUGUAACUCGUGCGAAUCAAGAAAAGAAAACGGUUAUUCAGAAAUAUCCAAUUGAUAUUGAAACACUUCCUGAAAAAUUCUAA
Adineta ricciae is the source of this 897-nucleotide messenger RNA. Lineage: Eukaryota; Metazoa; Rotifera; Eurotatoria; Adinetida; Adinetidae. The record is from the annotation of a GenBank genome assembly.